ACGACUGCGGACGGCGCAGGAUCUAAAACCGCGCUAGGCGCUGCUCUCCACGCUCGCUCGCUCGCUCCGCUCCGCUCCGCUCCGCUCCGUUCUUCUCUACACCCGGUUGCUUUUUCGUGGGGGAAACCUGAAACACGCAUAUCCCCGUGGCUGGCAUACAACACACUACGAACCUACCACCUUCUGUCCGGCGGAGUUACGACGAGUGCCACACGCAGUAGUAGUCACGGUCAGGGAGGAGGGUCGCCCGCCGUCUCUCGCGGACAGCUCUCGCUCGCUCGCUCGCUCGCUCGUACGUUUGGGCGCGCGAUCUCCUCUCUCGGGUUCGCGCGCGUAAUCGUCCCGUGGUCCGUGGCAUCGCGAAUAGUAAAGGCCGCGCCGCGCGUCGCGUCGCGUCCGCGUCUCGCACACUCUGUGCGUUUGUACCGUCGUCGUCGUCGUCGUCGUUGUGCCGAUUAUCGCUCCGAAGCGAGCGAACGCGGCCGCCGGGUGUGUUGGAAAAGGCGGCGGCAAUCUCAGGGAGAGAGAGAGAGGGAGAGAGAGAGAGAGAGAGAGAGGAGUAGCCGCGCCGCCGUCGUCGUCGCGUCGUGGCGUCGUGGCAACGCCGCCGCGUCACACCGUGUGCGUCACACGCGCGCGUCUUUGCGCUCCGCUCCGGUAAACGUGCGCGCGCGAGGUGCGAGCAUACCUACCACCCGUCGUCCGUCGGUCCACUGUGCGCGAUUCGCGCGACAGUCAAUAGUGCUCGCGUCGCGUCCCCGAGUGUCGUGAACUGGAGAAUGUGACAUCAUCGGUGAUGAUUGCUAGUGUGCGAAACGGUGAAUAGAGGAAAAAAGUGUGGCAAGUGGACCGAGAGAGAGAGAGAGAGAGAGAGAGAGAGAGAGAGAGAGAGACCGGUUGCAGCAUCUCGAUGCGGCACGUUUGGCCGCUGGCUGCUGCAGGCCGCCUCGCGCUCUAGAUGCGCGCUUCUCCAUCACGGUUCCACGUCUUCUCUCCUGACACAAGGAGCACCCGCGUCGUUCGUUGACCGACUCCACGUGCCCUCUCCGCGUGAACGCUCGUGACAUGCGGGAUUGACGGGAAAUAUAUCCCACCGAGCUGACGAGCUGUGGUGUCGCCGUCGCCGUCGUCGUCGUCGUCAUCGUCGUCCGUCGUCGUCGUUGUCGUCGUCGUCGUCGUCGUCGUCGCCGCAACGAUGAUGAGGAAACACGUGUACCCGACCCAAGCCGUUGUCGUCCUAGUCGCCGCCGUGCAGGCUCUACCGCGAACGACGGUACCCGUCGCCGUCGCCGUCGCCGUCGCCGUCGCCGUCGCCGUCGCCGCCGAGCUCUGCUGACGUUCGUCCGUGACACUUUUGACCGAAACCCGCCGGCGUUGCCGCCGCCACCGGUGCCGUCGGCCGCUGCCGUUUCGUUCGCCGAGCGACUACGCCGUCCUUGUGCAUGUGUGUGUGUAUGGGUGAAUCUUUCAAAAUACAGAGGACGAGACAACAAAAGGAAAAGAAGGCCGCUACUCUAAACGCGAGAAGGGAUUUACCGAGAAGGAGAGAAAGAGUAGAGAUAGAGAGAGAGAGAGAGAGAGAGAGAGAGAGCAAGCGGAACCGACCGACGGAGCGCGAUUGUCGAAGCCGAGUGGCUGGCAGUCGGCUCGUCCCGACGACGGCUCUCUUUCGAAAGGAGAAAAGAGGUUCGUCUCGCGCAGCGUGUGCCGUCGGCCGCCGACGGAGAGGCCAGAGUUCCGAGAGAGCCCCAGCACAGUCCCGUCGGACGAAAGCCCAACGCGCGCGCGUGUGUGUGUGUGUGUGUGUAUAUGUGUCACGCAGCGCGUCCGAGCGUCCAGGCUUAGCGCGCUCUCCAACAGUGAAGCCGAGAAAGUGUAGUGUCAAGUGUCGAGGCUCGCUCGCUUACGUUGUGGGAAAAUACAGCCGCUACGGUGGCUCAGCACGCAGAGUUCCCCGGCGCGGCCAGGGCGUUCAUGGCGCAGCCAAGGACUGGCGUGACAAGCCGCUGGCUUGGAGGACUCGGAAAAAUCAUUGCUUCCGUUCUUGAUCGGCCAGCCAACCGAUCAAUUGAAUACGACGAUGGCGGGCUGCACGGGGGUUACCUCGAGGGCGGUGGUGGUGGCGGAGGCGCAGGGCUAUACGAUCCACAUGGUAGUGCCCGCGGUGUUCCCGGUCUUCAUCACAGCCCACACCUGGGAGGUAUGGGCCCGGCCCACCCUCAGUACCCACCGCCUCCUCAGCCGCCACAACACGUUCUCGCGGCGGCAGCUGCGGCCGCGGCCUCCGCGGUGCCCGAUGUCCACAAACGCGACAAGGACGCCAUAUACGGACACCCCCUGUUCCCGCUUCUCGCACUCAUAUUCGAAAAGUGUGAGUUGGCAACGUGUACGCCGCGCGAGCCCGGUGUAGCUGGUGGUGACGUUUGCUCGUCAGAAAGCUUCAAUGAGGACAUCGCCGUUUUCUCAAAACAAAUCAGACAAGAGAAGCCAUACUACAUUGCAGAUCCGGAGGUGGACUCGCUAAUGGUUCAGGCGAUUCAAGUCCUCCGGUUUCACCUCCUCGAGCUCGAAAAGGUACACGAGCUGUGCGACAAUUUUUGCCACCGAUAUAUCAGCUGCUUGAAGGGUAAAAUGCCGAUCGACCUCGUGAUCGACGACCGAGAGAGUUCGAAGCCACCCGAGCUGGGUAACGGUCUGGACGGCAGCGGACCCAGAAGCACCGCCGACAGCACCAGCCACACGGAUGGAGCUAGCACGCCGGACGUCAGGCCACCUUCCUCGUCGCUCUCGUAUCCUGGUGCGGGUGCUAACGAUGACGCCCGUAGCCCUGGAAGUGGUGGUACACCCGGACCUCUCAGCCAGCAAGCGCCAGCCAGCUUGGACUCAUCGGAUCCAGAUGCAAUGGGCAAAUGGUGUCCUCGUAGGGAAUGGAGUUCGCCUCCUGACGCGCAACGCGCGGCGACCGACGCGCGUCGUGGUGUCCUUUAUUCCUCAGUUUUCCUCGGCAGUCCCGCAGGUGACGCGAGUAACGCGAGUAUCGGUAGUGGCGAGGGCACGGGCGAAGAAGAUGACGAUUCGUCAGGAAAGAAAAACCAAAAGAAACGGGGUAUCUUUCCUAAGGUUGCGACGAACAUCCUCAGGGCGUGGCUCUUUCAACAUCUUACGCAUCCGUACCCUUCGGAAGACCAGAAAAAACAGUUGGCUCAGGACACGGGGUUGACGAUUCUUCAAGUUAACAACUGGUGAGUACCAUGUUCUUGGUAAUGUUAACGAAUGAGCGUUGGUAUGUAAGUAAAAUUUUCAGCUUGUCAACUUGUUUUGUAUUCACCAUUUCGUUCGAGUUUUAUUCUAGCCGAUAUUGCAUUUUCUAGUCAGUCAAUUCGUAUGCUUAUCCAACGUAAGCCAACUGGAAAUGAAUUUCUGGUCAGUCAGGAAUUAUCCUCAGCCGACGAACGCUUCCUGUCGGCUCGGAACUCGCGGCCUGAUCACGAGCAAGCUGACCGGAAGUUGUUCCGGAGUACAAAUAACGCGAUCGAUCGUCACACUUUCUUCGUUUCUGAUACUUUUCUUCUUUGAUGGACGCGUUGAUGUCAUGGUUUACUUGUCGUUGCUCUAAUAGGACUGGGUACAAGGGAAACCCUAGAGCAUGGGGUUGCGCAUAUAACACAUCGUUAUGUUGUUUCCACGGGGGUGAGAAUAAACACACUCGUGCCGAAUAAUACAAAGGUGGCGCGGAGAAGGACGGAUACAGUUUUCCGUCGGAAGUGACGUCCCUCUUUCUCCGUCACGGUAGGGAGACUACAACGCCGAUUAUGCCUUGUUCUUUUUUUUCACAAGGUAUAGAAACACGAUACAGCCGAAUCGCCCUUCGCGAUCAUUCCUUUCACAUUUGAAAUAGGGCGAUCGUUUUUUUUUUUAAGCAUUUAUUGCUGUAACUGCAAUUUGCCAUAUAAAAUCCGGAUUAUCCUAAGUCAUUUAUAUAGAAUGCAUAAGAUGUGAAUUUAGCUACAAUAUUUUUCUGUGACAGUUUGCGCAUAUGUAUCUUUGUUUUUGUACAUUUUGAUAAUUACAGAAAAAAUACUUUGCUUAAAUGUAUGUGUGUAUAUACAUAUAUAUAUAUUUUUUUUAAUAAUUUUGUCAUAGAUCGUCAAAGUAAUUGUGUAACAUGUUCAAGCUAGUUGCAACAUUCUCGUUACGCUUGAGUGUCUUACAUAAUUAUUUUGAUUGUCCAACAAAAUGAUUUUCAAAUCUUUAUCUAACAAAAUAUUUAAAUACUUGAGCAAAAUCUGAAUUACUCAAUAUUUAAUAAAUUAUUAAUAUUAAUGUUAAGAGAUAUCCAUUGUAGAAUAAACAUAAGCAAGUAACGAACCGAAACGCCGUAACAUCUGUCUUAAAUACGCGAAUGAUGGUUAUUCAAAGUAUCUGUUCUGAAAAUGACGAAUUUUGGCGGCAUGCACUGGAAAACGCGAUCGGUAUAGAUAGCAUCGGUCGGCCGCAGUGAACCGCUGUGCGAUUCUCGCGCGUGGAAACGCAAUAUUCCGCAUUGGUUACCGUCGUUCGUUGACGCGACCGACGCGCUCACAUCGCGGAAUCAUACAAUGAUCGUUUAAUCGGGCGUGCUUCAAACAAUUGGUGCGUCGCUUGCGUUCGCCGGACCAACCACGGCAACAACUCCGCAUCGCUUUCGCGUUUGCUCGUCUUCCGCAGAGACAAAUAGCGCGAGACGGUCCGACGAGCAUUUGAUUGCCCGUGCUGUUGCGUGCGUGCACGUGAUGCGUAUCCGCAAUACGCACUCUGCUCGCGUACGUAUCGUCAGGAAAUGCGAAAUCGGGAAAUCGCGCGUCGUACGCGCCGUUACGCUCGCCAACCAUUCUGUGUGUUGGAACUUACGGCGGAUUGAUCUUUCACGUGACGAAAUAGACAACGAAAUGGAGAUAUAUGAUCUAUGUACUCUUUAUAGAGUAAAUAUCUGAUAUCGAUGAAAUUUAAACUAAUGAGAAUAUCACGAUUUGUUUAGAGAUGGUGCUUAGAUAUAUAUAUAUGUAUGCAUAAUUGUUGAUUUAUUCCGUACAUCUAUUUCGAGAGUGAUUAUUUGAUUGAAAAUGUCGUUGAUUAUUUAUCUCUGAGAGAUUAUCAUUCUACUUUAUCGGUUAAGAUAUUUUUUCGUAGCCAUCACACAUAGAGUUACUAUUUCAUAAAUAUAAUUCCUGGGACAAUUAACGCAUAUUGACGCUUUUAGUUGAUUCGGUUGUAUACAACAAUUAUGAACUAUUGUAAAUUUUACGAUCGAGAAAAUCGCGAUUCCAUUAAACAUCAACAUCGAAGAUACAACAGUGACAUUACGGGUACGGUUUAGCGUGUUCUGAUACCUCGAGAACUGUGAGCGGAACAACGACGAUGAUUCAGAGAUAUUUAUGAGGUGCAGAGAAUUACCGCGCGUGAAAAGAGAAGAGAGCACAUCGCGUACGGUUGAGAGUAGAAUUACACGAUGUCGACGAUGAUAUAACGCGCAUAUCUCUUACGAAUGUUCUUUCUUGUCCCGUGAAAUCUCUCAUCGCCAUCGGGAGACGAGAACCGAGGAUCGGGAGGAUUCGAUACGACCUCGCGCUUCGUUCUUUGAGGUUGAAAACGCUAAAUCGGAAAAAUUCCUGUCAGGUUCGUGCUCUUUUCUUUUCGGCGUUGCCUAUCUGCUUGUUCGAAUAAAUCUCUUUAGGUUACGGUUCAACGUCCGCAGGUAUCCGCAAACACCAGUCCUACUGUAGAAUGCUUCGUACGUAGAGCUACUACGUACUACAAGGAAACGCCAAUAAUUUUGGACUAAAUUCCUGUCGACCUUCACCAUGUUCUUCGAGACGGAUUUCCAUCGUAGCAGAUCUGAUCUAGAUGUCGAUCGCUUCUCGCUUUAAGCAAUUAAUGUUUAUAUGUCGAAUAGCGCUGAGAAACAGAUCAAUUCCAUCGGCGUUAACGUCGAUCUAACGUGUUUGAUUAAUUAACAAAAAAAAAAAAAAA
Messenger RNA from Monomorium pharaonis (pharaoh ant), 6009 nucleotides. RefSeq names its product homeobox protein homothorax (gene hth). The transcript has 13 exons. Gene Ontology annotation, biological process: brain development; eye development; positive regulation of transcription by RNA polymerase II. Lineage: Eukaryota; Metazoa; Arthropoda; Insecta; Hymenoptera; Formicidae. Gene Ontology annotation, molecular function: RNA polymerase II cis-regulatory region sequence-specific DNA binding; DNA-binding transcription activator activity, RNA polymerase II-specific. Bases 1975 to 3246 code for a protein of 423 amino acids. The record is from RefSeq and is a predicted model, not a curated record.